Molecule: messenger RNA, 2716 nt
Organism: Colias croceus (clouded yellow)
Lineage: Eukaryota; Metazoa; Arthropoda; Insecta; Lepidoptera; Pieridae
Gene: Hacd2
Product: very-long-chain (3R)-3-hydroxyacyl-CoA dehydratase
Exons: 6
Coding region: 271-1416 (381 amino acids)
Biological process (GO): fatty acid elongation; sphingolipid biosynthetic process; very long-chain fatty acid biosynthetic process
Cellular component (GO): endoplasmic reticulum membrane
Molecular function (GO): 3-hydroxyacyl-CoA dehydratase activity
Source: RefSeq, a predicted model, not a curated record
GAGUUUAAAAUAAUCAUUACCUUUAAAGUUUAAAAGGUAUUAUUUUAAAUGUAUGCUAUAAUCUAAUAGCACGUAUUCGUGAAUUUCGUGAUUGGAAGGGUAGCUGUACUGCUGUAGUAGUAGACGAAAAUAAAUAACUAGUGCGAUGUAAAAUUAUGCACACUAUUUCUAAUUUAAUAUUAUGAAUUGAGUGCGAACAUCUCUCUUGAAAAGAAAGUUCUCACCGUUGCGUUGAACAGCCAUUAAACAACAUAAAAAUAAUAAAUAAAAAUGGUAGUCCCAAGUCCAUUCGUUUAUUGGGCUCAAACACCAAAACAAGUUUCACUAAAAAUUGAUUUGCGGAAUGCCGAAGAUCCCGAUGUAGAAGUGAUUGACAACAAAAUAAGGCUCGCAGCUCAAGGGGUCGGUGCGCACGGGAUAUGUAAAUACGAAUUCAGUUUGGAUCUGUAUUCCCCAAUUAAACCGGAUAAAGAUGGUGAACAAAACACAACGGUCAAAGUGUAUGAAAACAGAAUUGAAGUGUUACUCCAAAAGGAGGAGCAGGUCUGGUGGCCAAGACUUACUGCACAACCACAGAAACCAGCAUGGCUAAAGAUAAACUUUGAUCUAUGGAAAACGGAAGACGACCUUGAGGAACCUAGCGAGGAAGAAACCCGCGAUGUGAUGAAAGACUAUCCCGGGAUGUACGAUCAGGUGCACAAAGAGGAGCUAGGUUAUAGGAAAGAAAUGACUCCGGCAAUUACAGAAGACUACAAGAAGGUGUACCUCAUUAUAUACAACCUGUUUCAAUUCAUCGGUUUCACUUACGUUCUAAGCGUAAUGGGGGUGCGAUACGCGAAAUUGGAAUAUGACUCCGUACCGGAUACGUAUGAACACGUGGGUUCAGCGAUGAAGUUCCUGCAACUGAUGAUGUUCCUGGAGGUCAUGCACCCGCUAUUCGGUUAUACUAAGGGUAGUCCACUAGUAGCGUUCCUACAAAUAGGCGGUCGCGCGUUCGUGCUGUUCGCCAUGAUAGAGUCGGAGCCAAGAAUGCAGACCAAACCUGUGGUGUUCUACCUGUUUGCUAUGUGGAGCCUCAUUGAAGUCGUCAGAUACCCGUUCUACAUAGCGCAGCUGUACAACAAGAACUUCUAUUUCCUCACCUGGCUGCGCUACUCCAUGUGGAUCCCCUUGUACCCAUUGGGCAUUCUCUGCGAGGCAAUUGUCAUUCUUCGCAACCUUCCCUACUUCGAAGAAACCGGCCGUUUCACAGUAUCCCUACCAAAUGAAUGGAAUUUCGCAUUCCACAUGCCUUCAUUCAUGAGGUUGUAUCUUUUGAUCCUGGCUUUCCCCGGAAUGUUCUUUGUGAUGAAACACAUGCACAAGCUACGAACGGUCAAGCUCAAGCCGAAAAUUAUCAUCAAAAAAUGCAAGUAGGUGAAAAAAUUAUAAAAAACGAGAAAAAAAAUUUUUUUUUGGACUAGCCAUGUGCUCCCUGGAGUUUUUUGGUAUGUAGGGUUGUAAUUUGAUUUCAAUAUUGAUUGGUGUUAGUCUCGGUGUCUAUUAUAUACACGGUGUGUCGUGAAAAUAAGUUAGGAGUUUUAGUGGUAAGUUGAUAAUUUCGUUUCUGAUUUACUGAAUGUGAAAAUUAUGUAUGUUUGCUCAAUUUCAUUAAAAUUACCUGUAAUGAACGUAGAGAAACAUUUUAAAAAUUUAUAAGAGUAGGAUUAAGAUGCUUUCAGUUUCAAUUUCAUAUUGCUGUUUAUGUUGUUAUACAUAUUAUGCUCAAUGUUUUUUAAGUAUCCAUAAAAAAUACUCAGCUCUAUCUAAUCUUAACUUAUUUUUGUGACACUACCCUCAUUUUUAGAAUAUCAAUAUUAUAUUAAAACACUACUAAGAAUUAAACAUUUAUGCAACUUAGAUUUAAAAAACAAAGACAUUAUUACUAUAAAGUAUAUAACUACGUAGAUAAAACAUUGUAGAUCAAGAGCCCACGACGGCGAGACUUUCCUUUCUUUAGGAAAGUUGAAAGUUUCUCUGUAUAUGUCUCCGAUACAGAUAAUGACGACUACCGAUUAUCAAGUCUGGGUUGUGGUUACUUUGGCAGGAAACAGGUAGUAAAGGUGUAUAAAAUUGUACCUAACUUUCAUUAUACUUCAAAAGCUAAAUUUUAUAUAUGUUACUUGGGGACGUAUAAAAAGAUAGAGCAAGACCUCAAGAGCCGGACAGUUUUCAUGGUUCUUACAUCUUGCCAGACCCAUUUAAAAAAUAACUAACUUAUCAUCAAAUUAACGUAUUUGAUUUCGUAUUUGAUACUUUUAGGUAGUAACGUUAAUUUGAUGAUAUGUUAGUUAUUUUUUAAAUUGGUCUGGCAAGAUGUUAGAACCAUGAAAACUGUCCGGCUCUUGAGGUAACAUCUUUUUAUACGUCUCCAAGUAACAUAUAUAAAAUUUAGCUUUUAAAGUAUAAUGAAAGUUAGGUACAAUUUUAUACACCUUUACUACCUGUUUCCUGCCAAAGUAACCACAACCCAGACUUGAUAAUCGCUAGUCGUUCUUAUCUGUAUCGGAGACAUAUACAGAGAAACUUUCAAAUUUCCUAAAGAAAGGAAAGUCUGGCCGCCGUGGGCUCUUAGAUUAUUGAUUUUUAAUUUUUUUUUAUAAACUGACAAGUAUAAUUUAAGUUUGAUUUAAAAAUUGUUGGUCUCAAUUUUUUGUUUUUAUAUUUUAUUUUUUGU